Messenger RNA from Limulus polyphemus (Atlantic horseshoe crab), 269 nucleotides. Its product is annotated as troponin T, skeletal muscle-like. Bases 30 to 266 code for a protein of 78 amino acids. The transcript is spliced from 5 exons. The record is from RefSeq and is a predicted model, not a curated record. NCBI's taxonomy places the organism in Eukaryota, Metazoa, Arthropoda, Merostomata, Xiphosura, Limulidae.
CAGUUUUUCAGGUUUUUGAGAUCUGAAACAUGUCUGACGAAGAGCGAGAAGAAUAUAGUGAAGAAGAAGAAGAGGAUGAAGUGAAGGACCAGAAAAAGACAGAUGAGGCGCCGAAGGUCUCUGAAGCGGAGUUAGCCAUGGAGGAGAAAAUGCGGAAGAAGAAAGAAGAAGAAGAAGCUAUGUGGCAGGAAUAUUUAGAACAACGACGUGUGCAGAGGCAAAAAGAAGAAGAUGAGCUAAAAAAAUUGAAGGAGAGACAGGUAUAGAUA